UAGGAGGAGGUACUUCAUUCGGCAUACGAGUGCGUGAGUGAGUGAGUGCAGCACGAACGGACGCGACGGAUAGAAAGCAGAGACAGACGUACGACGGGAGUUCUCGUAGAUUGGAUUGGAUUGGAUUGGAUUGGAUUGGAUUACUGUUGAGCAUGGCGCUCCCCAUCACCGCCGGCGUCCUAUCCACCGCCGCCUUAGCCCUCUACCUCAACGCCAAACACCACCUCAUCCACGACCUACGCCACGGGCGCGGCGGCCUCGCCCCCUCUCCCUCGCACGUCUCCUAUCUCGCCGCGCGCGCCGCUUCCAAACGCGUGCUGACGUUCCACGUGCUCGAGGAGCAGGCGGCGCGGCGCCCGGAGCACUUGUUCCUGCUCUUCGAGGGGCGGGAAUGGAGCUACGGCGCGUUUGUGGACGCAGUGGCGCGGGUUGCGAAUUGGUUGGUCGACGAGCUGGGAGUCGAGGCCGGCGAGGUGGUCGCGCUGGAUGGCGGGAAUAGCGCGGAGUAUUUGAUGCUGUGGAUGGCGCUGGAUGCGGUGGGGGCGUGUGUGAGUUUUGUGAAUUGGAAUUUGACGGGGGAGGGGCUGGUGCAUUGCGUUAAGCUUUGCGGCAGCAGAUACUUGAUCACGGACUCCGACGUGCGGCACAACGUCGAGCCAUGCCGCGCGCAGCUAGACGACCUGGGCGUCGCGAUCGUAUAUUACGACGCGUCGUUCUUCGCGGCGCUUCCGGCCGGUGCGCCUAUUCCGCCAUCUCGAACGGAAAACAUCACACUCGAGUCCAUGCGCGGCCUCAUCUACACCUCAGGCACGACCGGCCUGCCCAAAGCCGUCGUCAUGUCGACGGGCCGCGACCUGCUCGUCGGGCACAUGACGGCGCAGUAUCUAGGCCUGACGCCCUCCGAUCGCUUCUACACCUGCAUGCCGCUGUACCACGGCGCGGCCCACGGGCUCUGCGUCACGCCGUCCAUCCAUGCGGGCUGCACCAUCGUGCUGGGGCGCAAGUUCAGCCACCGCACCUUUUGGCCUGAAGUCGCUGCUUCGCGCGCUACCAUCAUCCAGUACGUGGGCGAGCUGUGCCGGUACUUGCUCAACGGGCCGUCGAAUCCGCACGAGCGCGCGCACUGCGUAAAGGUGGCGUGGGGGAACGGCAUGCGGCCGGACGUGUGGGAGCCCUUCCGCCAGCGCUUCAACAUCCCCGUUAUUAACGAGCUGUACGCUGCGACUGAUGGUUUGGGCGCGACGUUUACGCGCAACCAUGGUCCGUUUACGGCGCACACGAUUGGGUUGCGGGGCAAGCUUUGGCAUUGGCGGCACGGUGAUGAGGAGGUACGGGUUAAGAUGGAUGUCGACACGGAGGAGAUUAUGAGAGACGAGAACGGGUUUGCGAUUCGGUGCGGAGUGAACGAACCGGGGCAGGUGCUGCACAGGCUGGAUCCGGAGCUGUUGGCCAGUGUACCGGGAUACUACGAAAAUGAGGAGGCGACGCUGAAGAGGAGGAUUAGUGAUGUGUUCGAGGAGGGGGAUCUGUGGUUCAAGUCCGGCGACAUGAUGCGCGUAGACUCGCAUGGUCGCGUCUACUUCGUCGACCGCCUCGGCGACACCUUCCGCUGGAAAUCCGAAAACGUCUCCACCAACGAAGUUGCCGACAUGCUGGGCAAAUUCCCGCAAAUCGCCGAGACAAACGUCUACGGCAUCGCCGUCCCCGGCUACGACGGCCGCGCAGGUGCAGCGUCCAUCGUCAUGGCGGACGGAGUGACCGAGUCGACAUUUGACUUUCAGGCGCUGGCAGAGUAUGCGAGGAGUGUGCUGCCCGGGUAUGCGGUGCCGCUGUUUUUGAGAGUUACGCCGGCGUUAGAGUAUACCGGGACGCUGAAAAUUCAGAAGGGGAGGCUGAAGAGGGAGGGCGUGGAUCCGGAUUUGGUGACGGGCGAGGAUAGGUUUUAUUGGUUGCCGCCGGGGUCGGGUCGGUAUCUUCCGUUUGAGAGGAAGGAUUGGGAGGCGAUCAAAGAUAAAACUGUGAGGUUGACUUGA
This is a messenger RNA of Trematosphaeria pertusa, 2033 nucleotides long. RefSeq names its product long-chain fatty acid transporter-like protein. Gene Ontology annotation, molecular function: long-chain fatty acid transmembrane transporter activity; long-chain fatty acid-CoA ligase activity. The coding region runs from base 153 to 2033 and encodes 626 amino acids. The transcript has 4 exons. The record is from RefSeq and is a predicted model, not a curated record. Lineage: Eukaryota; Fungi; Ascomycota; Dothideomycetes; Pleosporales; Trematosphaeriaceae.